This is a messenger RNA of Diabrotica balteata, 2002 nucleotides long. The record is from the annotation of a GenBank genome assembly. Lineage: Eukaryota; Metazoa; Arthropoda; Insecta; Coleoptera; Chrysomelidae.
AUAACCUACAAAUUUAUUCAAAAAUUUGUGUUCGACAAUUUCGAGUUUAAAUGUUAAAAUGAAUUAUUUUAAUAAAAUAUCUUCCAUACGUGUUAUUAGGGUUAUUAAGAUUUUAAAGGAUUUUAAUAGUAAACAGCUACAUAACUACAGUAGAAGAUACUUCAGACAUUAUUCAAUAAAAACCAAAUCAACCACAUCAUAUGUUGAGCCUGAUACUAGAGAGUCUUUAAAUUGCAGUAAUAAGUAUACACACAGAACAUACACUUGUGGGGAAUUAAGAAGUGCUAACAUAGGUGAAAAGAUAGUUCUAUGUGGAUGGUUAGAAUAUCAAAGGAUGAAUAAGUUUGUUAUUCUUAGAGAUAGUUAUGGGCAAAUCCAACUUUUAAUAAAAGAAGAGGAUAUAGAGACGCAAAAAUUGCUUGAAAAUAUACCAUUGGAAUCAGUAUUAAAAAUUGAGGGCACAGUUAUGGCUCGACCAAUAAACAUGAUCAACAGAAAUCAGUCAACAGGUGAAAUAGAAGUAUUAGUAAAUAAAUUUGAGGUACUUAAUAAGGCUAAAGAAAAUUUGCCUUUCAAUAUUAGAGAAUUCCAAAAAGCAAAAGAGCCUUUGAGGAUGCAGUAUAGAUAUCUAGAUCUUCGGUUUUCACAAAUGCAACGAAAUCUAAGGUAUAGAUCGGAUUUAUUUAUGAAAAUGAGAGAGUUUUUGUGCAAUAACAAUUUUGUAGAUGUAGAAACGCCAACGUUAUUUAAAGCAACACCAGGGGGAGCUCAGGAAUUUAUCGUACCAACUAGAUUUCCAGGCCAGUUCUACUCAUUGGUCCAAAGUCCACAACAGUUCAAACAAAUGCUUAUGGCCGGAGCUAUCGAUAGAUACUUCCAAAUAGCUAGGUGUUACAGAGACGAAGGUGCCAGAUCAGAUAGGCAACCAGAGUUCACGCAAUUAGACAUAGAAAUGUCCUUUACAAGCGAUGAAGGAGUUAUUAAGCUUAUAGAGGAAUUGCUUCAGUAUUGUUUAAGUAAGGAAUUAGAUAUUGGGGAUGAAGGAUUUAAACGGAUUUCUUAUAAUGAAGCGAUGGAGAAGUAUGGGUCGGACAAACCAGAUGUUUCUUUUGAAUUUGAACUGAACAACUGCACCGAUAUCCUCAAGGAAAACAGCAAUUUAGCCGCUAACAAAAAUUUCGGAGCAUAUUUCAUAUGCUUUCCAGAACAAUUUGCUGUGUUGAACAACAAGGUGAAACAACUUACUCAAACUGUAGCCAGUAAAUUUAACCAAGUAAAACUUAUACAGAAUGUGAUAAAGAAUAAGCAAGACUGGGUAAAUAAAGUAGGAAGGGUGUUAGCUAAUAGUAUGGCACAAGAGCUCUUGGAAAAAGGGGGAAUUUCCGAAAAAUCUGUAUUAUUUUUGGCUUAUGGAGACAAAAACGAAGCAUUAAAUCUACUGGGGAAAAUCCGCACCGAAUACGUUGACCACUUGGAAAGUAUUGGUGUGACUGUACGACGUAAAGGACUGCACUUUUUGUGGGUAGUUGAUUUUCCCCUCUUUGAAAUAUCUGAAGAAGGCACACUUAAAUCAGCGCAUCAUCCCUUUACAGCUCCACAUCCAGAUGAUUUAAAUUUGUUGAAAAGUGAUCCACUCAAAGUAAGAGCCAUAGCGUACGACUUAGUUCUCAACGGAAAUGAAGUGGCGGGUGGUUCCAUACGUAUUCACGAUCCAAACCUACAAAAAACCAUCCUGGAACUGUUAAAAAUAAGUCCAGAUACGAUGCAACAUAUGUUGGACAUGUUAGAGUCGGGAUGUCCUCCUCAUGGAGGUAUAGCUUUCGGAUUAGACCGACUAGUCAGCAUGUUGUUGAAUACAACUAGUAUACGGGACGUUAUAGCAUUUCCUAAAAAUUAUGAGGGAAGAGAUCCCAUGAGUGGAGCUCCUAGUUAUAUUUCAGACGAUGAUAAGAAGUUAUACCAUAUAAAAACUGUAGAUGAAGACAAAAAUAGGUAAAUAGUA